Messenger RNA from Cutaneotrichosporon oleaginosum, 1740 nucleotides. RefSeq lists its product as uncharacterized. The record is from RefSeq and is a predicted model, not a curated record. Lineage: Eukaryota; Fungi; Basidiomycota; Tremellomycetes; Trichosporonales; Trichosporonaceae.
AUGACGCGCCUCCCAACCGUAGAGAUUGACGAGCCUCCCUCGCCCGAUCUUACCGCUGCGCCCAUCGAGGAGGAGGACCACGAUGACGACCUCUCUAUCAACUCGUCCGACUUGGACGACGAGGGGUGGCUCAAUGUUGACAAUGCCGAUGCCGCAAGCGCUGCUGCUUCUACCGCCUCGGCACUCGGGUCAAGCAUACUCUCGGACCUGGCUGUGUCCAGCCGCGAGCCGAGCGAUGUGAGCGCUAGCGAGGACGAGGAUGAGGACGACGAGGAGCCAGCUUGGCCCGAGUUUCAAAAGACCAGGACUGAGCUCGACAUCGAGGACUCGCUGUACGCCGAUGACGACACUCCUGCGGCCUCGAAUGCCUUCGAGUUUAAGAACUCGUGGAUCUUCCCCGAUCCCACCAGCUCGAAUGCAAGCCUAACAACCACUGGGACCAUUACGAACAACACACCUGUUCAUAGCUUCCCAAACAUUCGCGCAAUCCCUCGCCGCACCGCUGAUUCAUUCAUCGAGCAAGAUGAAUCCCCGCUUGUUGAGACAGAGGCCGCAGCACCAAUUGCGCUCGCAAUGCCCCCACCUGACGCUAAGAAGAAGACAGCACCGGGCAAUCCCUUUCUUGCUCACCCUCCCGGUGCUGAGGGAAAGCGAUGGCCUGUCCUACCCGUCCUAAUCGGGAUGCUGCUGCUUAUACUGACGCACUUCGAACUUUCGCCCUUUGAUGUCAUUACGAUGCUGUCACAUAAGUGGGGAACGAGCUCAACCCCAACAUCGCAGCCUCCCCCCCCUCCCCCAGCCUCUGGCAGUCAUUGGGCGCUCGGUACUGCAGAUCUGCAGAUCGUCAAGGACACUCUUGCGGCUCUCACGACAUCGAGCGCAGUCGCGCCGAAGGAAAUCCCCACCGAGGCGCCCACAGCGCCCUCCGAGUACUCCUACGUCUGGAGCAAGUUGCGCAAGAGCGGUGAGAGCUCAACUGAUCUCAUUGCGACGACUGUGGCCAACUCCUUGUCGGUCGUGCCCCAGUUCAGACGCAAGACGUGUCAGUGCCCUCCAGCGCAGUGCAUUUGCCCACGGGCCGCCUCCUUGACCGCCUAUGUCGUCGACGGUCUCAUCGCCAUUGACGUCUACACCCGUUGGAUGGCGAAACUGGUUGUAGACAUGACGAAUCACGCCGGCCAGUGGCUUCGCAGUGAAAUCGAGCUAGAAGUCAAGUAUCAGCGCGAAUUACUCAAAGCGCUUGUCAAGUCACCCGCGGUCCGCGCUGUCGUUGAGAGCGCGAUAGAGACGUCGCAUACAAUGUCCGAUCUUUACAGGGCCACCCGUGAGCGUGUGUGCUCGGACAGACGCUGCGUACAGGCUGCGGACAGAGUGCGCCAGCUCCAGGCCCGCGGAUGGCGCGGCAUCAUGCAAGCGCGCCGUGGCCUCGAUGUCGCAUUGACUCGCGGGCAACUCGCCGUCGACAAGGCCAGAGCUGUCAGCACCGAGCUACUCGGCGGUGCUGUCGCCGGAGCCCGCAGCGCGGGCAAGCGCUGUUCCUCCAAGACCUCCAAGGGGGAGAAGAAGACGGGGGGGUGCAAGGAGAGGGAGGGCAAGAAGCGCCGGCGCUGGAGUUACAAGGGGAAGAAGACAGACCCGAAUCAGCGCCUACAGUGCGGCUUCCGCGGCUACGGCCGUGGCUGCGACCAGCCGGAGCGGGCGGCGCAUGUAGCAGCGCAGCGCCGAGGCGACGCCGAGUAG